UGCGAGCUUCGCCUCGUAAUUCCUAUAAAUACCGUUGGCCUCACAACCAUCACCAUUAUCAAAUCCACUCAACACAUCGGCGGCGGUUGAGAUUAUAGCAGCAAUCAUGGCUACCAAGAAAGAAGAAACCUUCUAUGAGCUCUACCGCCGUACUAGUCUGGGCAUAUGUCUCACAGAUGCUCUGGACGAUCUCAUCACGAACGAUCGUAUCAACCCUCAACUCGCCAUGAAGAUUCUGGCGAAUUUUGAUCGUGUUGUGGCUGAGACUUUGCAAGAGAAAGUCAAAGCCAGACUUCAGUUCAAGGGAGCUCUCGACAACUACCGCUUUUGCGACGACGUAUGGACCUUUGUGAUCAAGAACAUUAACUUUAAGCUGGAUGGUGGCAAUCAGACCAUCCAAGCCGACAAAGUCAAGAUUGUUAGCUGCAAUGCCAAACGUCCUGGAACAGAUGCUUAGGACACACCUGUUCCGCAAGUCAAAUCGCCACGUAGACGAGAGUCGAGAGCGAAGAGGGGAUCGCAGUCGAAGAGUAGCGCAAAGGUCAAGAAGGAGGAGCCUGAGUUCAAGACUGAACGUAGCCCUUAUUCUGCAGCGCCGACGCUGUAUGCCAAUGCUCACUUGAAGCGUGAGGAUUCGCCCGAUGUCAAAGACGAGGAUGACGGCUAGUGGCGAGUGAAUGACCAUGUCGCCCAUGGCAUACACAGAGAUUGGAGGAGAUCAAAAGGAACUGGCUGCUUUUCCAGACAGAGUGUCUGCAGUUUCUGUAACUGUUUGCUUGUCUUCUUUGCUCAUUAUUUUGCGAUUCCCGCUGAGGGAGUCUAACGGCGUUCUGGAUCAUGCACUUUGAAGGUGCUCGGUAGGAUGGCGUUACUUGGGCAGACGUUUCUUUUUUUUUUCUUCUCUCUUAGGGACUUGAUGUUUGCACACUCACCUACUUACAGAAUGAACAGGCUGGGUUGCCAGUUUUGGGCCAGUCAUAACCCAUAGAACAGCUUUGCAAGUACUCCCAAUGUCUCGAAUUCAUUUUCCUAUUGCCUGCUGAGUUACUGCGCAGUUGGGACGAACCAGUUUCGAUGCAUUUGCAACACUAUGGGAGGCCUACCCACUCAUUGUUUCAGCACAGGCCUUUGUAUAGUGUUCAUAGAGCCUUUAUCACUGUUGAUAUUGUGAAAGCGAUGUCCGUUGAAUACCAAUAUUAGGUAGCUGG
Molecule: messenger RNA, 1208 nt
Organism: Pyricularia oryzae 70-15
Lineage: Eukaryota; Fungi; Ascomycota; Sordariomycetes; Magnaporthales; Pyriculariaceae
Product: transcription initiation factor IIA gamma chain
Exons: 3
Coding region: 107-457 (116 amino acids)
Biological process (GO): transcription initiation at RNA polymerase II promoter; RNA polymerase II preinitiation complex assembly
Cellular component (GO): transcription factor TFIIA complex
Molecular function (GO): RNA polymerase II general transcription initiation factor activity; TBP-class protein binding
Source: RefSeq, a predicted model, not a curated record